AUGCUCCAGCAGAAUGAGGCGACGUGGCUGAACCUGAUGAGGCUAGUCAUGAUCUCUGGAGCAGAGAAUCGUAAGCCAAACUUAAACCAAUGGCAUCCCUAUCGGUGGGAAGUCGUUGACCUGUCUCGUUGGCACAUUUCUCAGUCGAUUGUUUGUGUUUUCUCGUCGCAUACGAUCUUACCCCGGACGGCUAAAGCGAUAUCCACGCCUCGCGCGUCCCAUAUCGUGUGCAAGAUCGAUCGUGUGAUUCGUGUUGCAGCCCGAGGCCAUCAGUGCCCGUGCGUUGUGUCUAUUUCCACACGCAUAUCUCCCCGAUGCCCGGAUUCGUUCGUAGCCACUCUGCCACGGAGUUGGAUCGCCGCAAGGCUGUGGUCCGCUCUGUCCAAAGAUUGGCUGAAAGCAUUCCCUGGGAUAAUUUUGUCUCUCGAUAGGAAGCCGGACCGCGGGGCUGGUCCCGAUCGCGGUUCGGUGCCAAUAGGGCAAUUACAGUGUGUAUUUACCCUCUCACCCGCGUUUUUUUUGUUUUGGGUGCCUCGUGAUGAUACUCGGAUGAUGAGACCAAGCGAUUGGAAGAGCCGUAUGAUCCGCGUGAUUUCAACCUCAUUCGCCCUUACGGGUUUCAGUCACGGCGCCGCCCACUUUUCCCACGCCUUUUCAGCUGGGCCAUUUCCUCUGAACCCUCUCUUUCAUCUUACCGUUGGAGAGUUGGGUAUGAAAGGGUGGCGAGAUGAAAGGGCCGGCUACAAAUCCCCCCCUUCGAUGCUUCAUGGCAAAGGGGUCUACAACGGUCGGCAAAGCUCGCGCCGGCUCCUCGACGCCCGAACCGAACGUUCGUCACCCAAGUCCCCACUCUGA
This is a messenger RNA of Micromonas commoda, 855 nucleotides long. RefSeq lists its product with no specific name. The record is from RefSeq and is a predicted model, not a curated record. The transcript has a single exon. Lineage: Eukaryota; Viridiplantae; Chlorophyta; Mamiellophyceae; Mamiellales; Mamiellaceae. Bases 1 to 855 code for a protein of 284 amino acids.